Messenger RNA from Lucilia cuprina (Australian sheep blowfly), 6021 nucleotides. RefSeq names its product semaphorin-5A (gene Sema5c). NCBI's taxonomy places the organism in Eukaryota, Metazoa, Arthropoda, Insecta, Diptera, Calliphoridae. The record is from RefSeq and is a predicted model, not a curated record. Gene Ontology annotation, molecular function: semaphorin receptor binding; chemorepellent activity. The transcript has 10 exons. Gene Ontology annotation, biological process: neural crest cell migration; axon guidance; negative regulation of axon extension involved in axon guidance. The coding region runs from base 438 to 3905 and encodes 1155 amino acids.
UUCGUUGUUGAAGGUUUCGUGCUGGAAUAACUAAACGCAUGCGUUUCUUUCUAAAAUAAAUAAUAAAAAUAAUUAAAAAAAAUAUAUAAAUUUAUGAAUUUAUGUAAAAUCUUUAAACGGUAUUCGUAACUUGAAGUGUUUAAAAAAUCUUAUAAGAAAAAGUUCAUUUACUUUGAUUAUAAAGAAAUAUUUAGAAAAAAUCAAAUUAUUUUAUAAAUAAAAAAUAAUUAAAAAAAAUUUCAGUGAAAUUAUAAUAAAAAAAAGAAAAAUUUAACAAAAAAAUUUUAUUUUGUGCAAAAAUGUUGUAAACAAAACAAAUAAAUUGUGUUUUAUGGUGAAAAUGUUUAUUGUCGAAAAAUCUUUAAAAUUCCCUCAAAACUUGGAUUUAUUUUAUGAUCUUUAUACAAUCUUAAGCGGAUUAUAUUAGAUAUUGAAGUAUGAUAAUACUACACCUGUUAGAUAAAACUAAUUACAAUAACAAAAUGUUAUUACAAAUCUUAAUAUUUCUAAUCACUUUGGUGAGUUUUCACAAUCCCACUGAGGGAUUUCAUCAACAGCAUCAUCAUCAACAGCAACAGCAGCAGCAGCAACAUCAUCAUCAGCAAAUGAUUAAUUUAGAGGCUAAUUAUGAAUUAAUCGAAAAUGAUUCCCGUUACAUUUCAUAUCAAGAUCUUAUGACUACAGCCAAACGUUUUGUGGACUCAGAUAUAACAACAUAUUCAGAAUUGUUAUUCGAUGUGGCUAGAAAUCAAAUGAUUGUGGGAGCAAGAGAUAUUUUAUAUCGGAUGUCCUUCGAUUUGGAGUUGCUUGAACGUGCCAAUUGGGAGGCAACAGCAGCACAAAUCGCAAUGUGUCAGGCAAAAGGCCAAUCAGAGCAAAUGUGUCGUAAUUAUGUGCGCGUUUUGCAAACUUAUGGUGAGAAUCUAUUGUACGCGUGUGGGACGUAUGCCUUCAAUCCAAAUUGUACAUGGCGCCAGAUGGAAAAUCUAACAGUUACCGGCUAUGACAGUGGUGUGGGUAAAUGCCCCUUUAAUCCUAAAUCGAAUAUCACCAGUCUAAUGACAAAAGAUGAUAAAAUGUUUGUGGGCACCACUACCGAUUUUUCGGGUAGUGAUGCUGCAAUUUUAAAAUCUGAUAUUCAACAGAAUGUGCCCAAUUAUCAUAAAGUAAUUAGAACUAAACAGUAUAACAAUGAUUGGCUAAAUAAUCCACAGUUUGUGGGUAGUUUUGAGGCUGGUGAAUUUGUUUACUUUUUGUUCCGGGAACCAGCUGUGGAGUACAUGAACUGUGGCAAGGUCAUUUAUUCUCGUAUUGCUCGUGUUUGCAAAAACGAUGCUGGUGGCGAUCAGAUUUUGAGAGAUAAUUGGACGUCGUUUUUAAAAGCACGACUAAAUUGUUCUCUACCCGGUGAAUAUCCAUUUUAUUUUGAUGAAAUUCAAGGCAUGACUUAUUCAGAUGCGGAAAAUGUUUUAUAUGCCACAUUUACAACUCCCGAAAAUAGCAUACAUGGUUCCGCUGUGUGUGCCUACAAUCUCACCUCCAUUAAUGAAGCUUUCGAUGGGCCUUUUAAACAUCAGGAACAUGUCGAUAAUGCCUGGAGACCAGUAAAUUCUAAACAUAACAGUCAAUUUAAAUGUCAAAUUCCCUCGGCAAAUACACGUUCCAAACAUUUCCUAGAGUCCUCCAAAUAUCAGCUAAUGGAUCGUGCCGUACAACCGUUAACACAAAAACCCUUAUAUUUCAGCAAACUUGAAAGAUUUUCUCAAAUCGCUUUAGAUGUUUUACACACUAAAACUGAAAGGGUUAAUGUUUUAUUCAUCAAUACCGAUAAACAUAUGAUCAAGAAAUUAUCACUGAAACAUGAGACAGAAACAACGCCGGCCCAAACUUGCCUUGUGGAAGUAUGGAGAACAGAAGAAGAUGCUAGUAUUCUUAAAAUGGAAUAUUUAAAAGUAACUGAUUCUUUGUAUGUGGGUUCCGAACAGUCUUUAACACGCAUACCAGCUCAACAUUGUAGCCGUCAUGUUACCAAGGCUUCAUGCUUAAAUGCCAUGGAUCCCUAUUGUGGUUGGAAUGAAUUGGUGGAAAAAUGUACGGCCCAAUAUUUGGGAGAACAAAUGACUAAGUAUUGGUUACAGGCAGAGGAAUUAAAAUGUCCUGUGCUAACGGCAGCUAUAGACGGAGCCUGGUCCACCUGGUCAGAUUGGUUUAAAUGCUCGAAACAUGGUGAAAGUGAUGGUGACUGUAUGUGCAGAACGAGGGAGUGUAAUAAUCCUAGACCACAAAAUGGUGGCAAUGAAUGUCGUGGUAUUAAUACCGAGGUUAGCAAUUGUACUGUGCAUGGUGGCUGGACGGAAUGGUCGGCUUGGUCAGCAUGUUCUCAGACCUGCGGUAUAGCUGUUAAGACGAGAAGACGUUAUUGUGGCAAUCCCAAGCCUGCUUUCGGUGGUCGUACUUGUGUGGGUCAGGAAAGAGCUGAAAUGUACUGCAGUCAUUUACCACCCUGUCCGGCUCCUAAACCGGUGGCUAUAGAUGGUGGUUGGGGUCCUUGGGGAGAAUGGAGUGAAUGCAGUGCUUUCUGUGGUGGUGGUUUUCGUAUACGUCGUCGUGAAUGCAAUGAUCCUAGUCCACAAAAUGGUGGCAUGGAAUGUCCUGGCUGUAAUAUCGAUUACGAAGAUUGUAACAUGCAAUCUUGUCCCGAGGUACGCAAACUCAGUGGCUGGACUCCUUGGUUGAUACAACAAAAUAAAACAGAUGAAAGUGAAGGUUCCACGGUGUUAAUGGAGAAACGUUUUCGUUUUGUAUGUCGAGCCAGUACUCCAGAUGCCGGAUCUAUGCACAUAUCCCUGGCCAAAACGGAGAACCGCAUUUGUCGUGAUGGAGUUUGUCAUCGUCAUAAUGAGGCAAAUAUUUUAGAUGAAGCCGAACAUGGAGAAUGGGGUCCCUGUAAUGUAACCUGUGGAGGUGGUGUACAACAUAGAGCAGCCUAUGAUAGCAAUGGCAAACAUCGUGGUAAACAUGUACAAAGUAGGGCUUGUAAUAUGCAUGCUUGUCCUGAAACACCUACGAGUUUCAAUGAAGUAAUAUCCUCCCAUGAAUGGAGUUGUUGGACAGAUUGGUCGCCCUGUUCGGUAACCUGUGGUUUAGGUUUAAGGCGAAGAACACGCAAGUGUUUGGGUGGUCAUGAGAAAAUGUGUCAUGGACGUUCUAUAGAUGAGGAAAAAUGUGAAAUGAAACCCUGUGAAGAUUUCAUCGGUUGGAGUAGUUGGUCCGAAUGGUCGGAUUGCACUAAGGAUGGUAUACGUUUCAGACAUCGCAAAUGUCUGGUGGAAGAGCCUAGUGUAACCGAAUGUCGCGGUGAAGAAUUCGAGAAAACAGCUUGUGUGCCAGGCGAAUGUGAAGGUACACAAAUGGCUUCGACAUCUACUUUAAUUUCCAUUAUAUCUAUAGUGAUUUUACUAUAUGUUCUAACCAUAUUCAUGACAUUCUGGAUGACACGUCGACGUUAUUCACCACCUGUAACGCUUAUGAAAAAUAAUACACCCUCACCCACUGCUUACGAUUCAUAUCCCAAUCAGUAUUCAAGUUUACCCACCAAAGAUGUAAGUUUUUCUUUUAACUAUCAUUGUAAUUUUCAUAUAUUUUUAUAUUUCCCUCUCUAUCUCUCACUCUUUCAGAUCUAUGAUGUCCGUCCCAAAGUUAAACGUCAAUCGAGCUUUAACAUGUGCUCUUCGCCUACAUCGAAAAAUUUCAAAACCGGCACUCUGAAUCGUAAUAAUAUCGCUCACAAUCAUACACCCAAAGUAUUGGCGAAAACCUAUAAUGACUGCGAGACUGGCACGCUCAAACGUAAUUCGAAUGCUUUAAAUAACUAUCGUUCCAAUAUUGAUGAUGAAAAGUUUUAGUGGGGGGUGUAAAAGUAAGAGAAAAAGAGUCAUAUAAUAUUAGGAAAUUAUGAAAUUUACAAAGUCUUUGUGAGAUUUUGAUAGAUCGAAAGAAAUAUUUAGAGAAAUUUUCGUUAAAGUGAAAUUUUGAAUUUGAAUAUAUUUUUGGAUCGUUAUAGAAUUUGUAUUUUUAUAGAAAGCUAUGGAUUUUGGUGUAAGAAAACCUUAGAGAAUGUUUCGAAAUUGGAAUGAUUAUUCAAAAUUUUACCCCUUCAGGGUCUCAACGAGAUUGCGAAAAAGAUAUUCAUGUUUGUAGGAAUGAGUUCUUUAAAAGGUUAACUUACGUGUGCAUGUAAAGUUGACGUAGAGUUCAUUUUCAGACUUAUGGGUCCUUAGGUUCAGUUGUUUUACAAUGAGGAUUCUCCAUAUAGAUCGACUUAAAUGGAUCAAUAUAUUGUUUAAAUCUAAAGAUCUAUUAAUAUUUGUGCGAUUUCAAAUCAUCAACGGAUCUAGCUUCUAGAAACAUAAAUGUAUAUGCAGCUAAAGGUGAAACUGAAAUCUAAUGAUAUUUAAUAGCUUAACUCAGACAUCAGACAUAUAGAUUUCGAUCGAUAUUCGAUCUAAAUAAUGGGAUCUCGAUUGUUUCUCUUUUCAAUGUGGAUCAAAAUGAAGACUUUCUCAAAGUUUUAAUAAAAUGAGUACAAUCUGAGAGAAGAUGUUUUAAGGCCACUUAAAAGUCCUCUAUCGGAGCGACUUCUCAAAAUAUCAUUUUGUAUAACAAAUGUUAGAUCUCAAGUAACUCCUUUAGAACUGUGGAUUAAAAUGAAGACUUUAUUAAAAGAGUUUUAUGAAAUGAGUUCAAAUUGAGAAAAAACGUCUUAAAACUUCUGAAAUCGAUAACGGAGCAACUUCUUAAAAUAUAAUUUUGUAUAAAAGAAGUUUAAACUAUAUUCAGUAAAUCAUUUGAAAUCUCAAUUUCAGAACUAACUCUGAUUUUGAAAACUCUAUCAAAGUCAUAAUCGAAUGGUUUAGUUUAAGUUUGAAGAUAUAGACGUUUCCAUAUGUUCUUGAUCUCCUACUUCCGUUUGAGUUGAGAACUAGUUCUUAGAGCAUCUGUUAAUGAUAUUCGAUCGCAGUAAUGGGGUCUAGAUAGUUUCUUCAUUAAUUAUGCAUCAAAAUAAAGACUUUCUCAAACGAGUUUUAUGAAAUGGGUUUAAACUGAGGGAAGACGAUUUAAAACAUCUUAAGUCCAUAUCGGAGCGUCUUCUCAAAAUAUCAAUUUAUAUAACAAAUAUUAGAACUAUAUUCAGUAGAUCGUUCAAAACCUCUAUUUCAGAUUCUAAGGUAAUACUGAUCUCAGUAAUGACGUCUAGAUUGUUUCACUAUUAAAUGUGGAUCAAAAUUAAAACAUCUUAAGUCCAUAUCGGAGCGACUUCUCAAAAGUAUAAUAAAGAUCUUUUAAGAACUUAAUUUCCAAAUUUAUUCAUAUCUGACAGUAGAAAAAAUUCCAAAAACUCAGUAAUAUCGGUAAAAAAUACGAAUCUUUGAUAAGUUCGCGAGUGAUCCUUUUAGUAAUUUUCUAAGUUAAAAGAAUGCAUUUCAAACAGAUAUUUCCCUUUUCUGAAGACUUUAUAUUUUUGAAUUCUAAAAACAAAUUCCAAAAUAUAAAAGUUUUUCAAAUUUUAAAACCAAAAUACCAAAAUUUUUCACAAUAAUAUCUAUCAAUUUCUCUUUAAUUCCGAUAAUUUUUAAGAAAUAAAAGCGAACCGAUUACAACAUUUCCAAUAAAAAUUUUAAAAUUUUGUAUUUUAAAAAUUUUCAAAAAAUUUAAAAAUUCAAAUUUGAACUAAAUUUAUAAAAUUUUAAAUAAAAAAAUUUUGGAAAAAUUUUAAAAAUUUAAUUGGAAAUGGUGUAUUGUAAGCCAGUUUGAAAGCUAAAAUUUAUAAAAAUAAAUGAAUGUACCAUACUGUGCCAUUAUUUAAGCCAGCUUAAUAUAAGACAAGAUUUCAAAAUCGCUUUAAAAUAUUAAGAAAAUUUUUAAUUCCAAAAAAAAAUUUAAAAAACGAUUUUUCUUUUAAAAACAAAAUGGCGUUAUUAGUAAGAAAUAAGAAAAUUAUUAUUGACUCAUAUUGAGUUG